Messenger RNA from Paramuricea clavata, 1218 nucleotides. The record is from the annotation of a GenBank genome assembly. Lineage: Eukaryota; Metazoa; Cnidaria; Anthozoa; Malacalcyonacea; Plexauridae.
GCAAGCUAGGGAAGCCGCUAUUUUGGCUUAUGACUCUUCUUUUAUUGGUGAAGAUGAGUUCGUACUUCUUUACGAUAUGUGCCAUUUAAAAAAACCCGAAUUAUCGUACCAAAACUACGAGAGUUUUGAAUUGAACAACAUCGAUGAAGCUGAAUGCGAUCGCGAGGUUCAAUUUCGCUUUAAAAAACAUGAAGUUCCUGUUCUUGCUCGUGCGAUGGGUGUGCCUGGACGAUUCACAUGCCCACAAGGAACUAUUUGCGACGGAAUGGAAGCUCUGUGCAUGCGGUUGCGGCGAUUUUGCUACCCGUGUAGGUAUAGUGACUUGGUUUCGAUGUUUGGUAGACCCGUCCCAGAGCUAAGUAUGAUUACAAACCAGGUUGUGGAUUUUAUUUAUGACCAACAUGCCCACAGGCUAACACAGUGGAACGAGCAGUUGUUGAGUCCUCAAUGCCUUCGAAGAUAUGCCGAAGCAGUGGCUCGUAAAGGGGGUGCAUUGGCGAAUUUUUUUGGUUUUAUUGACGGGACAGUGAGUGCAAUAUGUCGCCCUGGGCAAAUGCAGCGGUUGGUUUACAAUCGUCAUAAGCGUGUCCAUGCAUUGAAAUUUAAGGCAUUAGCGCGACCUAAUGGCUUAAUUGGAAACUUAUUCGGAUCUGUAGGUAUGUUCACAUGUUUAUGCCGGAACUGGUAUUUUAAUUUUUAUUGUUUACGUCACACACCCACGUUACUCCCCCAGAGGCUAAAAUCCUGUAGCAUAGCAACAAAAAGUGUGGUUUUUUAAUAUCAUCAACUUUGAUAGUGUUUUACUGUAAUGUUGUAUUUAUUAAAUGUUGUACGUAAAGCGUUUAAUCCAUGGACCAUGAUAUUCAUACACCUUUUGCAAAAAGGAUAACACAACAGGACUGUAAAAGGUUUGUUUAAUUCUUCUUUUGCAUAAAAUUGUUGGAGGGAAGAAGACAUGAUUCUGCCAUGCUUGUUGAUUCAGGCUUGUUGACUGCUCUAGAAGAGCGUGCAUUUGUUGAUUGCCAGCCUAUGUGUGUUUACGGUGACCCGGCAUACCCUCUUCGCAUACACCUUCAGGCACCGUAUAGAAACCGCCCAUACAUAACACCACAGAUGGAAGCCUUCAACAAUUCAAUGAGCACUGUUCAUGUUGCAGUUGAAUGGUUGUUUGGAGACAUUAUAAACUAUUUAAAAUUUUUAGAUUUUAAAAAAAAUUGA